AACAAAUAAACCUCUGCUUUACCUUUGACCCCUCUCUCUCUCUCUCUCUUCUUCUCUCUCUCUCUCUCUCUACACACACACAGAGAAAGAAAGAAAGAAACACAGUGCUUCUCUCUUCCACUGCUAAAGCAACGAAGCUGAGUGAGUUUCUGAUCCUUCAAAAUUUGAGUGGUGCUUAAGUGUAUGUUUGAUUGACGGGGAGUUUGGCAGAAUCACGUUGUGCUACUGUGAUUUUGGUAAAAGCUAUACUUGGAGUUUCAUUAAAAUUGCGGUGCCACGACGAUCAUGUCAAACUUACUGUGAUUUCAAACAUGUACCAAGUCUUUCUUUAAUGGAUUUUUUGUAGAUGACUAUCUGUUGACAUGUUUUUGUGAAACUAAGCACGUUUAUUUAUACUGUGUUGAAAUGGCUGACAGCUUUUUUAUGACAUUGAUGAUUCCUUUGAUAGGUUGUUUGUUAUUUUUGAAGGCACAAAUGGAUGCUAAGACAUUGAUUUGUUCAAUCUGAUCUAUAUUGAAACUCUUUAGUAUUUCUGAUGGACUCGAAAACUAGUUCUAGAUCUUUCUCAAAACAACAGCAGAAGACAUCUGGGAUUCAAACCCCUGAGGCGAAAGACCUCAAGUUUUCUUCACUGUCAAUUCAUAAGACAAGCAAACCUGAGCCGGCUGCUCCUGAAGAUUUGUCUAGGUCUGUACAAAACACAUUGAAGCAGAAUAUCGGGGAUAUUUCUGAAAGCAAGAAGUUUAAUGCUUCAAUCCAAAAAGGUUCUGGCGCUUCCUCAUCCGCUCCUGGCAAAGCAUCCGGAGAAGUGGACUGUGCUGUUAAUGAGAACAUAGGCUCACAGGGAAGCUCUAUUGAUCAAGACAAAAAGACAUGGGAAUAUGGAAGUGUUAAGAACAGUUCGGUUUCCGCCAAAGCUAGCGACGGUGCCAGCAGUCUUGGAAAGACAAGUGGUAGUGCUAAGAUCAGCGAUCGAGCUGAUUUUGUCGAGAGUGGUAAGAGCAGUAUUUGCAGAGGAAGUACAAGCAGCGAUGUGAGCGAUGAGAGUACUUGUAGUAGCUUUAGUAGCAGCGUAAACAAGCCUCACAAGGCGAAUGACAUGAGAUGGGAAGCUAUCCAAGUGGUUAGAACUAGAGAUGGAGCGUUGGGUUUAGGCCACUUUAGACUUUUGAAGAGAUUGGGUUGUGGAGAUAUUGGCAGUGUAUACCUCUCUGAGUUGAGUGGAACUAAAUGUUACUUUGCAAUGAAGGUGAUGGACAAAGGGUCCCUAGCAAGCCGUAAAAAGUUACUUCGUGCUCAGACGGAACGUGAAAUUCUACAGUCACUUGACCACCCGUUUCUCCCAACUUUGUACACGCAUUUUGAGACGGAGAAAUUCUCAUGCUUGGUGAUGGAGUUCUGUCCUGGUGGAGACCUUCAUACGCUUAGGCAGAAACAACCAGGGAAGCACUUUCCUGAGCAGGCAGUAAAAUUUUAUGUAGCCGAGGUCUUACUGGCAAUGGAGUACCUCCACAUGCUUGGGAUUGUAUACCGGGAUCUUAAGCCAGAAAAUGUCCUUGUUAGGGAUGAUGGACAUAUUAUGCUUUCCGACUUUGACCUUUCCCUGCGAUGUGCUGUUAGUCCAACCCUCGUUAAAUCCUCAUCCAUAGAUUCAGAGCCUUUAAGAAAGAAUUCGGUUUACUGUGCUCAGCCUGCGUGUAUUGAACCGCCUUCCUGCAUUCAGCCAUCCUGUGUUGCUCCUACCUCAUGUUUUUCGCCCCGGCUCUUUUCUAGCAAAUCAAAGAAGGACCGUAAACCCAAAACCGAACUCGGCAAUCAAGUUAGUCCUCUGCCUGAGCUCAUUGCAGAGCCUACCGAUGCCCGGUCUAUGUCGUUUGUUGGAACACACGAAUACUUGGCGCCCGAGAUAAUCAAAGGUGAAGGUCAUGGGAGUGCAGUUGAUUGGUGGACUUAUGGAAUCUUUCUAUAUGAGUUGUUGUUUGGCAAAACUCCAUUCAAGGGAUCCGGGAACCGAGCCACACUGUUCAACGUGGUAGGUCAGCCCCUGCGAUUUCCCGAAGCACCUGUUGUGAGCUUUGCAGCAAGGGAUCUUAUAAGGGGUUUGCUCGUAAAGGAACCUCAGCACAGAUUGGCGUAUAAAAGAGGUGCAACCGAAAUCAAGCAACAUCCCUUUUUCGAAGGUGUGAAUUGGGCAUUGAUCCGAUGUGCUACCCCUCCCGAGAUUCCCAAGCCUGUUGAGUUUGAGAAGAUACCUUCACCGGCUCCCUCCUCAGCCGGCGAAAAGGCUGUUGUUAAUAACCACAUGUCAACAGCAUCUAAUCAGAAAGGUUCUGAUAAUUAUCUUGAGUUUGAUUUCUUCUAGAGAUAAGACAAUAUAUAUUGAUUACAAAGAUGGUUUUCUUUUAGAGGGGAAGGGAACUGUUUUUUUCAAUGUUUCAGGAACAGAUAUGAUGAGGAAUUGUAUGUUUGUUUUUGUUGGGUAUUUGCUGUUUCAGAUUUGUAUGGCAUCAUAAUUAAAUGCAUGGCUUCUCUGUCAUCUCAAAGUCAUAAAAAAACAACAUUUCUCCACUGACUGCCAAGCUGGCUUAAUUGUGGUGAAAUGUCAUGAUAGUUAGUGAUGCUCUUUAAGGUAA
Molecule: messenger RNA, 2633 nt
Organism: Cicer arietinum (chickpea)
Lineage: Eukaryota; Viridiplantae; Streptophyta; Magnoliopsida; Fabales; Fabaceae
Source: RefSeq, a predicted model, not a curated record